AUGCCUCCACAAUCGUUAUCUACAAAGAAUAACACUGACGAUAACAAUACUAAUAUUGAAGAUAAUAAUAGUAAUAAUGACACUGAAAAUAAUAAUAAUGAUGACGAACAGCAUUUUAUAGUGGAGACAGAAACUGUUGAAGCACCAGUAGUGAGCACGCUAUUAAAUAAUAAUGUUUCGAUCAUUCCAAUAGAAUCAUCAUCAUCAAAUGUAUUGAAAAAGGAUAAUAAUAAAAAUAUGCCUCAUCAUCAACAACAACCAUUGACAGAAGAAAAGGAUGAAAUAUUACAUCCGUAUACACAUACUCUGUUACCUAUUGGUGAUCGAACAACUGAUAAUAUCGAUGGGUUGUCCGUAGAUGGCAGUAUUAUUAAAGAACCACCUUUAAAUCACGUUACAAUGUUACCGGAUAGUAAAAUGAUACCGAAGGAUUUAAAUACAAAUUCAAAUAUAAGCUUGAAUUUGAUUGACAAUAAUCCUUUAUCAUCACACAAUCAAAAUCAAUCAUCAUUACCUUUGAAAAAUAAAAAAAGUUCACUUUUAAUUGAUUCAAAUUUAAUUAUAAAUAACACCGAUAAUAACAAUUCGUCCAUUACUAAUGUUGCUACAGAUAAUAAUCUUAUUGGCACCAUCAUAAACGAAACAGGGAAUUCACCAUUAUCUAAUGAUAACGAGAUUACUACAAAUACAACAACAACAACAACAAGCACUACUUCUACCUCUAAUUCUCCACAACCACUUUCUUUAGUAAAUGGUUCAAAUAGAUUACAAUCUGCAACUUCAAUCAAGAAAAUAAUAAAUUCAAAUACUCCAAAUAAUACCGUCACAAUUGGAAACGCACCUUUACCUGUGGCUAGUAAUAAUAUGAUUAAAGAAUUACCUUUGGAUAGUAAGAGAACUACAAAAAACUUUGAGAGACCACCAAUGCAUUCAAUGAAUUCAAGAGAUGUAUUAAUGACAGAAAAGAAAACCAAUCCUUUAGUAAUGUCAAAUAAUAACAGCACGAAUAAUAAUAAUAACAACAACAACAACAACAUUAACAAUGUUAUGACAACUGCUACCCAUAAUAAUAGUGAUGAUAUAAGCAUAGCUAACGAUAUUAAGAUAACGAAGGGUAAUAAACUUACAUCUGAAACAUCGAGGGACAAUAAUAACAAUAACAUCAAUUCUAAUGUUAUCAAUGGCCCAUUAACAACCAAUACUGACACAGAUAAUAUAUUUACCAAAAAACCUACUCCUAGUGAUAUACAUAAAAUUAAUGAAAACAAAUUAAAUCGUGGUGUUCAUCCUAUGAUAAACAAAAGUACAGACAAUCUGACUCAUCAUAAUGCACUCUCUACUGAUGAUCUACAUUCUCAACUCGAUGAUUCUAGUCAGAAACCAACAAAGACAGAUUUUUUCGCUGCAAGGUUAGCGUCUGCAGUUGGUGAAAAUGAAGUUAGUGAUUCAGAAGAAACAUUCGUAUAUGAAUCUGCUGCAAAUUCUACAAAGAAUAGAAUAUAUCCUAGUUCAAGUAAUCACGUUCCACAGGCAAGUACAACAGCUAACAAUACGCAACAUCCUUCUGUUAAUGGAAGUGCCGAUAUACAUUCUAUGACUGGAGAUGUUUCAGAACCACAACAUGGUGUUAUUCCAAAGAUGAGUGCUCCACUCCUGAAUAGUAAUAAAAAAUUAAUGGCAAGGCUGAAGAACCCAAGGCAUAUCAGUACAAGUGGAAUUCCUUUAUCAACUGCCGGACCAAAUAAUAUUAGUGCUACUGGCAGUCACAUUCCAACUAAUUAUCACCAAAAUCCACAUUCACAUUUGAAUGGCUAUUCACAUCCAUCUGUAUCACAUCUUCCUCCAAUAUCCACUACAGUAGGUUCUAACCCAAACACCAUAAACAAUUCCGAUAAGAUCAUAGGUUCUCCUGUAACAAAUCUAAAUCCGAAUUAUUCAGGAACCACACCUACUAAAAUGAACGGUAGUCCCAAUGUCAAUAAUCAAUCCAAUAGUACACAUACACCAGGAGAAGAAUUAUCAAUAGUACGAUCAUUUAAUAAAACAAACAGAAGCCAUCCACAGGAUAUGCGUCCUAUGAGACCAUAUAUUCUAGAUCAUCCGAAAUCACCAAACAAGAGAUCAAGUAUUGCUUCGUUAACUAAAUCUAGUAUAAGUCAACAAAGUGCUUCGUAUUUUCCACCGCAACAGUUACCACCACAAAAUACCACUUCUAAUGGAAUAGGGCAACGAGCAAUCCCAAAUAGUAUCACUACAUCUUUGAGACAAAUGGCACCAAGUUCAUUACAACAUAACAAUAGCAUCAACAGUAGCUCAGGAAUGAAUUCUGAAAAUAAGAAAGGAUUAAGGACAACUGUAUCAAAGAUAUUUGAUACAAACGAAACUCCUUUAAGAAUUUAUUCUGGUGUUCCUGAUAAUGUGAAUCUUGAGGAUUUUAUUGAUCAAUCUGAUAAUAUGGGAAGUAUUGGAAACGGAAACGGCAAUAAUAUUAGUAAUAAUAACAAUACAAAUAUUCCAAUGGUGAAUAAUCACAAUAGCAUCUCCGGAAGUAUGCAUAAUCAUUCAUUAAAUGGUCUGAAUAAUCAAAAUAGUGUAAAGAUAAACAACUAUAUGAAUUCUAAUGAUGGAAAGAGAGUAAUGAGAAAUAGUAUAAAUGGAUAUCAACAGUGCGACAACAACAACAACAACAACAACAAAAAUAAUAACGGAAAUAAUAGUAACAAUGGUCCAUAUUAUAAUGAACGCCAUGGUGAUAACGAGAAUCAUAAUGGAUAUCAAAAUUAUGGUAGCAUAAACAAUAACAAGGGCGACUAUAUAUAUAAGGAAGCACUACCAAUCAGAGAAGAAGAUGAAGCCGAGUACAGUAGUUACAGGAACUCCCAUGCUAACAAUAGUAAUGGAGGCAUCCCCAAUGAGCUAGGAAAUUAUUCAAAGGAUUACUCCACCCGAAGUAAUAACGACAACAGUAAUCAUAUCCGUAAUACAACUGAAAAUGAUGAUCUACAAUCCAUGUUUUAUUAUAAUCAUCGUGCCAACCUUGAAGCUCGUCCUGAAAUCUCUGAUUAUGAGGACGACGAAGAUGAUGAUGUUGGUGAGGACGAAGGAGGCAACAGAAGCUUUUUCGCAAGACAUAAUUUCUUACCCUCACAAAUGCAUUUUACUGGGAAUCGACACCCAUCUUAUUCGUUUAGCAAACAACCCCCAGUGCAAGGAACGUUUUAUGAUUAUACAAUGUCGCCAACUCAACAACAAAUGGGACAUACUAAUGAAUAUACUGCAUUGCGUGGCGGACCAGAUCAACUUGCACCCGCUAUGACGACAAGAAGAAAAUACUCUAGAAGUAAUAAUGGCUAUUCUCCACACGAUUUCUACGGAAAGAAAUCUACAUGGUCCAAACUGAAAUCUGCAUUUUAUUUCUCCUUUGUAAUGACUGUUUUAGUGACUAUUGGAUUUAUAUUUGGUUUCAUUAUUGCUACAAAUAAAGAAUUACAAGAUUUUAAUGUCGUUCUUGUAGAUAAUGUUAUUUCUACUACUGAUGAAUUAUUAUUUGAUAUUACCGCAUCUGCAUUUAACCCUGGUUUUUUUUCAAUUUCAAUAUUUGAUUCAGAUCUUGAUAUUUUUGCGAAGAGUGACCAUAUUCCUAAUGAUGAUGAUGACAACGGAGGAGAUGGUAAUGAAUCUGACCCAUUUAAAGAUCGUAAUGAGGACUCUACGGAGACUAUUUUCCUUGGUACUGUUAGUAAAUUAGAUCCUGAAUUAAAAUUCAGUGGUGGAUUUUUCAAUAGGAAAUAUGAUGUAUCAAUGACGAGUUUAAAGAUAAAGAAUCCCGCCAAAAACGAGGAUAAAUCGGGUAGGGAUAACACUAGAAGUUCCAACCAACAAGAGGAUCCAGAUGGGUCCGAAAAAUGGGAAGAGAUUAUAAAAUAUAAUUAUGAUCUUAUCAUACGUGGGAAUUUGCGUUAUAAAAUUCCAUUUUUCAAUAAUGAUAGAUCGAUUGCAGUUCAAAGGACAGCUAACGUUCCAAAGGGAGACAAAGACAAAAAAAUGUUAACAUUUUAA
This is a messenger RNA of Maudiozyma barnettii, 4059 nucleotides long. RefSeq names its product Vac7p (gene VAC7). Gene Ontology annotation, biological process: protein localization to vacuolar membrane; positive regulation of phosphatidylinositol biosynthetic process; vacuole inheritance. Bases 1 to 4059 code for a protein of 1352 amino acids. Gene Ontology annotation, cellular component: PAS complex; fungal-type vacuole membrane. The transcript has a single exon. NCBI's taxonomy places the organism in Eukaryota, Fungi, Ascomycota, Saccharomycetes, Saccharomycetales, Saccharomycetaceae. The record is from RefSeq and is a predicted model, not a curated record.